AUGUUUGGGCUACGAAUGUGCAAGCGAAACAGACUUAGUUUUAUCCGUGCACUUGUUAUACUAAUAUGUCUUUGUGUGGUGGUUUUAUUGCUGAAAAAUGCUGGGAAUUCUAGGGUUGAGAACUUAGAACUUGAUGAUAUAUUUACAAAAGAAGCUGUACUUUAUAAUAGACAGACUACCAAAGGAAACGAUAUAGUUCCCAGGAAAGAGACUGCGUCAAUCAAUGCUAAACCUGUUCAAUUGAACAAUAUUAAACCUAUUCAAUCGAACAAUAUUAAACCUAUUCAAUCGAACAAUAAUAAACCAAUCGCAAAGCUGGAUAAAUACGGCAACUUGGCAGACUUACGAGAAACGGUGAAGUUUUUGAACAGCAAACAAUAUAUCCUAAACGUGCGUAAAUUCCCUAAAAGAAGUAAAGAUAGUGUCGUUAUCGUGGUUCAAGUUCACAAACGUUCAAACUAUUUACUGAAACUUAUUGACUCGCUCCGAAAGGCGAAAGGGAUUUCAGACGCUCUGCUUAUAAUAAGCCAUGAUUAUUACGCUUCUGAAAUAAACAACAUAAUACAAGGUAUCGAUUUCUGUCAAGUCCUGCAGAUUUUCUUUCCAUAUUCUGAACAACUUUACCCGGAUAAAUUCCCAGGGUCGGACCCUAACGAUUGUCCGAGGGACAUGUCAAGAUCUCAGGCCCGUGCAAUGGGGUGCAUAAAUGCCGAACAUCCAGAUAAGUAUGGUCACUACCGAGAAGUUAAGUUCACCAUGACCAAACACCAUUGGUGGUGGAAAGCCAACAGAGUUUUCAAAGAACUUCAGGCAACCAAAAACCACAAUGGUUUGGUUUUAUUACUAGAAGAAGACCACUGCGUUGCACCUGAUUUUUAUGAAGUGCUAAAGAAAGCUUAUCAUGUAAAGAAGACAGACACCAAAUGUCAGGAAUACGGUUGUAAUAUUAUAACACUCGGUGAUUAUAAAACCGUUACAAAUUUUCAGACUGUUGGUAGCCAAGUGUUACAAAUUCAACCCUGGCGAUCGACAGAGAAUAACAUGGGGAUGGCAUUUGAUCGAGAGAUGUGGACGGAUAUCACAAAAUGUAGGGAAAUGUUUUGUACCUAUGAUGAUUACAAUUGGGACUGGACUCUCAUGAGAAUAAGUUUACGAUGUUUACAAAAGCAGUUAACAGUUCUACUUUUCCUUGCGCCUCGUGUGUUUCAUCUUGGGACGUGUGGUUUACAUCACAAAGACAGAGACUGCAACAUUCAGACCGUACUGGCUCAAGUGCAAGAGGUGAUAGAUCGAAGCAAAGCUGUGCUAGACCCUGCGAGUUUGGAAAUUGAAGUAGCGCGCCCAUGGAUUCCAGGACAUAUUGGUCAGGCAAAUGGCGGCUGGGGAGACACCAGGGAUCAUGAAUUGUGUCUCAAUUUUACUAAAUCUACAGAUUGA
Molecule: messenger RNA, 1437 nt
Organism: Paramuricea clavata
Lineage: Eukaryota; Metazoa; Cnidaria; Anthozoa; Malacalcyonacea; Plexauridae
Source: the annotation of a GenBank genome assembly